Messenger RNA from Caenorhabditis remanei, 1767 nucleotides. RefSeq lists its product as uncharacterized. Gene Ontology annotation, cellular component: nucleus. Gene Ontology annotation, molecular function: RNA binding; poly(A) RNA polymerase activity. The record is from RefSeq and is a predicted model, not a curated record. The transcript has 4 exons. NCBI's taxonomy places the organism in Eukaryota, Metazoa, Nematoda, Chromadorea, Rhabditida, Rhabditidae. The coding region runs from base 1 to 1767 and encodes 588 amino acids.
AUGGAGGUUUUGCGUAGUUUGAAUCGACUUGUGAAGGAGUGGGUGAAGAAUGUCACAGCCAUCAAGAUACCAAGUGGCGAAGGAGCGAACGCUGGUGGCAAGCUCUUCACAUUCGGUUCCUAUCGACUCGGCGUCCACAGCUCCGGUGCAGAUAUCGAUACACUCGCUGUGGUGCCACGUCAUAUCGAUCGAACUGACUUUUUUACGUCGUUCAAAGAGAUGCUCAAUCAGGAUCCAAAUGUCACCGAGCUGCAUGCAGUCGAAGAGGCGUUCGUUCCGGUUAUGAAGCUGAAAUAUUCUGGAGUCGAACUCGAUAUAUUGUUCGCUCGACUCGCGUUGAAAGAGGUUCCCGAUACACAAGAACUCUCCGAUGACUCGCUUCUCAAGAAUUUGGAUCAGGAAAGUGUCAGAUCGUUGAACGGAUGCCGUGUGGCUGAGCAGUUGUUGAAACUCGUUCCCCGCCAGAAUAACUACUGUGUCGCUCUUCGAGCCAUCAAGUUAUGGGCUAAAAAUCACGGAAUUUAUUCCAACUCGAUGGGUUUCUUCGGAGGAAUCUCAUGGGCCAUUCUCAUCGCACGUGCCUGUCAACUCUAUCCGAAUGCCAGUCCGUCUCGAUUGGUGCACAGAAUGUUCUUCAUUUUCGCCACGUGGACAUGGCCACACCCAGUUUUGCUCAAUGAGUUAAACAGUGAGAGAACCGACGUCGGAGCGCUCAUCGAUCUGGUUUGGGAUCCACGACGAAAGAGUACGGAUCGAUUCCAUUUGAUGCCGAUCAUCACACCGGCGUUCCCACAACAGAAUUCCACACAUAACGUGACUCGUUCCACUAUGCAGGUUAUCAGAACCGAGAUUUGUGAGGGACUGGAAAUCUGUAGAGAUAUCUCUGAAGGAAAGUGUGGAUGGGAUGCGUUGUUCAAGGAGGUCAACUUUUUCAGCCGUUAUAAGCACUAUAUUGCACUGCUAAUGGCGGCUCCAAACGAAGAAGAGGAGCUGAACUACGGUGGAUUCCUCGAGUCUCGAAUCCGUCUACUCGUUCAAAGUCUCGAAAGGAAUCAAGAUAUUGUGAUUGCUCACAACGACCCAAACAAGCAUAAACCAUCGCCGAACGCGAAGUUUGAUGUGAGUCCGGAGAACAAGAGAAUCACUCUCUGGUUCAUUGGUCUCGAAUUCGUGGAGCACACAAAGAGUCUCGAUUUGACGUCGGAAAUUCAUCGAUUCAAGACGAAUGUCGAGUUGCAAGCCAGUGGUGUCAAGGGUAUCGGACCGAAUUGCACGGUUGAGAUCGAUAUGUUCUACGUGAAACGAAACAAGCUAUUCCAAAUAAUAAGUAACGCUGAUCUGAUUCGUGGACGUCACUGGAAGAAGCCUUUGGUUCCACCGAUUCCACUCAAUCAACUCGGCAAAUCGAAUAUUACACGAACGAGCAGCACAAGCUCAGUGCCGACGACACCGACAACUCUCAAUCCUCCGAGCAUAGCGCUCUCUGCUUCGACUAGUGAACUCGAAUCGACCACCACCACCACUAUCAAUGGUACACCAGUCAGUCGUAAGCGUGUAAUUCAAGAAAGCACGACGACAGAAGUGAUGACGUCAUCCGACGGAGUUCCACCGGAGAAACAGAUAAGAGAGUCGUCGUUGGAGGAGUCGUCGGUUGUUGAGAUGUUUGUGCAAGUUGUUGAGCAAAGCGUUGUGCAGGAGAUGGUGAGCACCACCAACGAUUUCGAGCACAGCGAGCAGAAGGUGCAGGCGGAGCCACAAAGUGUUUGA